Arabidopsis lyrata subsp. lyrata is the source of this 777-nucleotide messenger RNA. RefSeq names its product tetratricopeptide repeat protein 38. The record is from RefSeq and is a predicted model, not a curated record. Gene Ontology annotation, molecular function: protein binding. The transcript is spliced from 7 exons. NCBI's taxonomy places the organism in Eukaryota, Viridiplantae, Streptophyta, Magnoliopsida, Brassicales, Brassicaceae. Bases 1 to 777 code for a protein of 258 amino acids.
AUGAAGGUUCUUAGUUGUGGGAGGAAGAGAAAAGUGAUUCUAGAAGCACCACUCUACAAUAAAGAUUGUGUUUUGGGCAACAUUUUAGCUGCUCAUUUCCUUUCUUCAUCUGAUCCUUCCAGAGCUAAUUCCUACGUUGAAACUGCGGCAUCCAAUCUUGAACAAUGUACACCUUAUGAGAAAGCGGUUUACGAGGCUCUUACAUACCUAAUCUCUGAGGACAGGGAUGACGACUUGGCUUUUGAAUUGCACACCAAGCUACUUAAUAGAUUCCCAAAGGAUUUGGCCUCUUUGAAAAGGGCACAGCUUUUAUGUUUCUACAUGGGUCAACCUGAUCCCUUUUUGGGUCUUGUUCAGCAGGUUCUACCUGCGAAUCAAGAAGAAAGUUAUAUUCAUGGUAUACUUGCGUUCCCAUUGUUAGAACUUGGUCGAAUGGAAGAAGCUGUGGCAGCUUCCAAAAAAGGCUAUGAGAUAAACAAAGAAGAGGCCUGGGCACAUCACUGUUUGUGUCAUGUUCUUCAACAUGAGUGUCGGUUUAAAGAAGCAGUGGAGUUCGUGGAACCACUCACAGAAUCUUGGCCAUCUUGCUCUUUCUUCAUGUAUACACACAAUUGGUGGCAUGUUGCUCUUUGUUACUUGGAAGGAGGAUCACCAAUGAGUAAAGUAGAGGAGAUUUAUGAUCAUCACAUUUGGAAAGAAUUGGAGAAAGACGACGCUGUUCCUCCUGAAGUUUAUCUGAAUGCGCUGGGAUUGUUGAUGGUUUUGAAGACCGUCUAA